Molecule: messenger RNA, 1713 nt
Organism: Limulus polyphemus (Atlantic horseshoe crab)
Lineage: Eukaryota; Metazoa; Arthropoda; Merostomata; Xiphosura; Limulidae
Product: MDS1 and EVI1 complex locus protein EVI1-A-like
Exons: 2
Coding region: 113-1591 (492 amino acids)
Biological process (GO): regulation of transcription by RNA polymerase II
Cellular component (GO): nucleus
Molecular function (GO): RNA polymerase II cis-regulatory region sequence-specific DNA binding; DNA-binding transcription activator activity, RNA polymerase II-specific
Source: RefSeq, a predicted model, not a curated record
UAAACGAAUUAGAUUACUUCUGCCCCACAGUGUGCAAUAUGCCCAAGAACUAGAAAAAAAACAACAACAACUCACCUCCAAGGCAAUAAAGUGUAAGGAAAUAAAACAUCUUAUGGUAAUCGAUCCCAAGCCGGUGUUUUCUUCUUCUUCCUGUUACCAUGAUUACGGACGUACCUCUUCGUUCAGUGACUGUUACCAGAAUCCUCUGAUGAAGAUGUACAACCGCCAUCAUUUAGGAUCUCCCAAGCAGGCUACAGUGUAUCCUGAUCCAUUGUCCGUCGUGCCUCUACCACGUUCCGUCCAUUCCAUUGCAAUGAACCUGUCUCCCGUAUUCGAUUUGGGUAUGCCCUUUGACCUCUCCUUGCAUAAGAACAGAGUUCCCGCUGACGACCGACCACAGUUCCAGUCUGCUGUUCAGGACGACAGCCAAGAUGACGGACCGUUAGACCUUCGGGUCUCGUACAAAAAACGGUCUUUUCUGUCAAACCAUACUCCACACAAGUCGCACGUUCAUGAUCUCAAAGGCACACCCUUUGGUAACCUUGGAGACGAAGCCUCGUCCUCAGGGUUACAGAUGAUUUAUCCUCGUCCUCUCCACCCACUAUUUCUAGAGUCGAUCUACAAAAUUGAACACGACAAACCAGCUUUUCCGGUUUUUGGCCAACCUGAAUGUGCUUCAACGACCAUUCACUCUCGAUACCCUUUUUAUGACGCUUUUCUCAAUAACCGAUCUUCAUCUUUCGACUUUGUACGAGCACAAAUCGAAAAACUCGGUAAGCCUAUGCACGACGUACUUUAUCCACACUCCAAUAAAUCAAAAGAACGUUAUUCCUGCAAGUUCUGUGGUAAAGUGUUCCCUCGCUCGGCGAAUCUCACUCGCCAUCUUCGGACCCACACGGGAGAACAGCCGUACAAAUGUAAAUACUGUGAAAGAUCGUUCAGUAUUUCUUCCAACCUUCAGCGCCAUGUCCGUAACAUCCACAACAAAGAGAAGCCCUUUAAGUGUUCGAUGUGCGAUCGAAGUUUUGGACAACAGACCAAUCUGGAUCGACACUUGAAGAAACACGAAUCAGAUGGACCAACCAUUCUUGACGAUUCUCCAAAACAAGCCAAAAUCAUAGAUAGAACAGACACAUAUUUUGACGAGAUUCGGAAUUUUAUCGGUAAGGUUACUGAUUCUCUGCCCACUGAUGUCCACAAAGCUCUUAACUCUGCUCUGGACUCUAAUUUUUCCAUCACUGAUCAACUGGAGAGAAAACAGUUCCUACCGUUAAUAAAGAAGCCGCCUCAACAAAAAGCAUCAAUCAUCCAAAGUCAAGUUGAUGAUGACGAUGGUAAAGGAAGCUUAGAAUACGAGGUUCCCACUAAGAUAAAGAGGAAAGAAAAUGAUGUAGAAGAUUAUAACUUCAGCUCUGACAGGAACAGUGACAUGUCUCCAAGAGACACAACGAACUCCGAGGGGGACAGUCAAUCCACUGAUGAUCGAGAAUUGUCCAUUUCUUAUGAAACUAAAACUAACGACUCUCAGAGUUCCGAUGAAACUGAAGAGGAAACAGCUGCAGAACACGUGAAUGGUGAUGAUAAAGAUUGACAAUGCUCAACCGUUAGAACGUUCCCUGCUCAUAUGUCUGGCAGCCAUAGAGACUAGUCAGAAGCAACAGAUCAUUUAAACGAGAAGAGGGAAAUAGCUCAGUCACCGUUUUCUGUUCAAAU